CCGAUAUUGUUAUUGUAGUUGUUCUGAAUGAAUUGGACAUCCUAUCGUUGGUUAUAUACCUGUCAUUGUUAAAAUUGGCUGUAAAAACUUUAAAUGAUUUCUUUUUUCCGUUUUUGUUGCAAGUUGCGCGAGAUGGAUUUGUGUGAAGAGAUAAAAUUAUGUACUAGCACAGGGCACGGGUACCAAAGGCUGAUAAAGAAUCAUAUCAGAACAACAUGACAACUAGUGAACAACUGAGUCUGGUAUCAGAAUCAGAAGAUUCAGUUGAUUCAAACCCGAUACAAAAGCCGGAUCAGCAAGAUCCUGAAGUCAUACUAAAUAAAAUUUCUCCAUUUUUUAAAGUUGAAAAAACGAAAUAUGGAGGUAGAGGAUGUUAUGCAUAUACAACGAUUCCAAAGGAUACCUUAAUACUAGCUUGCAAUCAAUCCAUAAGUUCGACUAUUGUUCGGCCCUUCAAAAAGGAGUGUUGUCAUUAUUGUUAUGAUUAUUUUGAUGGAAAGAUUUUAAAAUUCAAGAUUUCAAAAAAAUUUGGAAAGGAUUUAUGUUCAAUAUUCUUUUGUUCAGAAAUAUGUCAGCAAAAAUUUAUAGAGGAAGAUACAAAUGAAGUAUAUCAAGAGAGUUUAUUAUUAAUUGAAAAGCAUGCGUUGACAGGAUCGAAUAAACCAGAAGUAGAGAAGAGAGAACCUUUAAAAGAUGAAGAUCUCAGCUUAUUAAUAUCCCAAGAAUGGGAGGACGUGUUAAAAUGGGAGAAAAGUUUGCAAUCAAUGAAACCUUCAAAAAGAGCUAACAUGAUACCGAGAAUCGAUGAUAGUGAGUACUUGGAAAUUAAGUACGUAGUGGGAGUCUUAUUUCAAAUGUAUAAGGUACAAACUGAAAAUAUUCAAUCUACCAAUACUUUCCUACAUGAAGUGAACUCUUCUAAUGAAUUAAAGCAACGUGAAAUAGAAUUAUUUGAUAUAUUACAAUCAAGUGAACUUGAAAAAGUUCUUAAAUUCCCUUAUCUUAUAUAUUCAUAUAUCAAUAUUUAUAAAUUCAUCAAAGCAACCUCAUUACCUGAAUUACAACCAUUUAUAAAUCCUCAGGCAGUAAGAGAAAUCAUUGGACGGAAUUUAACUAAUGCAUUUGGAAUAUGGUCCGAGACAUCAUCAACGACUGAAGAUCGUGAGUUCUUUGGUUUUGGAGUUUAUCCCUCUGCUUCAUACUUCAAUCAUUCAUGUGAUCCAAACUUGAUCAAAAAGAGAAUAAAGAAUACGUUGGAAUUUGUUACUAAGCGAGACAUCCUCCCUGGAGAAGAAAUCUGUAUUGAUUAUGGAAGGUUUCUAGAUGAAGAUGUCGAAGCUAGAAGAAAAGAAUUAAAGGAGUGGUUCUUUGAUUGUGGGUGUGAAAAAUGUAAUAUAGACUUGGAAAACCUUAAAAUUUAAUAUUAUUCUGUAUAUAUAAAAUUAUGUAUUAAUAGACU
Molecule: messenger RNA, 1459 nt
Organism: Scheffersomyces coipomensis
Lineage: Eukaryota; Fungi; Ascomycota; Pichiomycetes; Serinales; Debaryomycetaceae
Gene: SET6
Product: Set6p
Exons: 1
Coding region: 216-1421 (401 amino acids)
Cellular component (GO): nucleus
Molecular function (GO): protein binding
Source: RefSeq, a predicted model, not a curated record